AUGAAUGAUAUGAUGAAGGAGGAUAGCCAAAUAAAGUGUAAAAACAUCGUAUCCAUAUACACCAUUCGAAUGUAUCUAAAUGGGGUCAUAAUUGGAUAUGUUUUUAGACGUGAAAUUUAUAGAAAGUUUUAUGUAUAUAAAAAUGACAACUUGAUAUUUCAUUGUUUAAAAGAAGGGUUCUGUUCAGCAGCACGCAAUCAGGGUCCUCCCAGCACAGCUCAUUUAUCAUCCCAGAGUCUAUCGCAUCAUAGAAAAAUCCGUCUGGCUAGUAAAUUAAACUACAACAAUUAUUGCAAGAGUAACAAAUAUAUCUGUAACUCUUUCCCCUUCCGUAAUUUAUCCAAUUUGAAGAAAAACAUUGAGGUCUCAAAUUUCCUCGCUUCGAGACUUGCAUUCUGGACAUUAGAACACACACGUACACCCCGUCGCUUGCCCAAUUCCACAGGCGUCUGCACCUUAACGUGCUGGGAAUUGAACAAAGUAUUUGAAAAUAGCGUGCUGUCCCCUAUAUGUUCUGGCGUCGUAGCUUCCGCAUUCAACAAAGUAAUUUUCAGGGAGUACCAGAAGAUUCUCAUCCCUGGAUGGCUCGGAUGCAUCUUAAGGUAA
Messenger RNA from Plasmodium inui San Antonio 1, 606 nucleotides. RefSeq lists its product as hypothetical. The transcript has 4 exons. The record is from RefSeq and is a predicted model, not a curated record. Bases 1 to 606 code for a protein of 201 amino acids. NCBI's taxonomy places the organism in Eukaryota, Apicomplexa, Aconoidasida, Haemosporida, Plasmodiidae.